UGCAAUCAGCGGCGCGGGCUCCGCGGUCUCGUGUGACCGCGGGCGCAGCCUCCUGGCCUCCAAACAGCAGCAACGGCAGAGGCAGGCAGGCGAGGUCAAGAUGGUGGCUCCGCGGGCGGGGGAGGUGUUGGAGGGAGGAGGAGCCAGACCUUAGCCGACCGGAAACACCGACACCCAGAGGCCUCCCGGGAGCCGCCGCCGCUGCCGCCUCCGCCGCCUGCUCCAGCUCGAGAGACGCGAGCGGGCGGCGGGGCGGGCCGUAAGAGAGCAGAGGAGGGAGGGCGGGGGCGGAGUCGCCCGCCUUAGCCCCCGCCCCUGGCCGCGGUCCCGGGCCCUGCCCCGCGCGGCCCUCCCCGGCUCGCCCAGCCCCGGUGUGGCAGCGGCUCAUGGCGGCGGUGGGGCCCCCGCAGCAGCAGGUGCGGAUGGCCCAUCAGCAGGUCUGGGCGGCGCUCGAGGUGGCGCUCCGGGUGCCCUGCCUCUACAUCAUCGACGCCAUCUUCAACUCCUACUACGAUUCCAGCCAAAGCCGGUUCUGCAUCGGGCUCCAGAUCUUCCUCCGGCUCCUUGGUAUAUUUGUAUCCAGUAUUGUUCUGAUCUUGUCACAACGAUCACUUUUCAAGUUUUACAUGUACAGUUCAGCCUUUCUAUUAGCUGCAACUUCAGUGUUGGUAAAUUAUUAUGCUUCUUUGCACAUUGACUUCUAUGGUGCCUACAACACAUCAGCUUUCGGAAUUGAGCUGCUUCCUCGAAAAGGGCCCUCGCUAUGGAUGGCACUCAUCGUUCUCCAGCUAACCUUAGGAAUUGGAUACAUUACACUACUACAAAUUCAUUCCAUCUAUUCACAAUUAAUUAUUUUGGAUCUCUUGGUUCCUGUAAUAGGCUUAAUCACAGAGCUACCAUUACACAUCCGAGAGACUUUAGUUUUUACUUCUUCCUUGAUUCUCACAUUAAACACAGUGCUUGUCUUGGCAGUGAAACUUAAGUGGUUUUAUUAUUCUACACGAUAUGUUUAUCUUUUAGUGAGGCACAUGUAUCGAAUUUAUGGAUUACAGUUAUUAAUGGAGGACACAUGGAAGAGGAUUCGUUUCCCAGAUAUACUGAGAGUCUUUUGGCUAACAAGAAUUACAGCUCAGGCUACAGUGUUGAUGUACAUUUUAAGGAUGGCAAAUGAAACGGAUUCCUUCUUUAUUUCUUGGGAUGAUUUCUGGGACCUCAUUUGCAAUCUUAUAAUUAGUGGAUGUGAUUCUACACUGACUGUACUGGGCAUGAGUGCUGUAAUUUCCUCAGUAGCCCAUUAUUUGGGCCUUGGAAUAUUGGCCUUUAUUGGAUCAACUGAAGAAGAUGAUAGGCGGCUUGGCUUCGUAGCACCAGUUUUAUUUUUUAUUUUGGCUCUUCAGACUGGCUUAAGUGGGCUAAGACCAGAAGAGAGACUUAUUCGCUUAAGUAGAAACAUGUGCCUUUUAUUAACUGCAGUCCUGCAUUUCAUCCACGGGAUGACAGACCCUGUGUUAAUGUCUCUCAGUGCCUCUCAUGUGUCAUCUUUCCGUAGACAUUUUCCUGUGCUCUUUGUCUCUGCUUGCCUGUUUAUUCUUCCUAUUUUACUCAGUUAUGUUCUUUGGCAUCACUAUGCACUAAAUACAUGGUUGUUCGCAGUUACAGCCUUUUGUGUGGAACUCUGCUUAAAAGUAAUUGUUUCUCUCACUGUGUAUACGUUAUUCAUGAUUGAUGGCUACUAUAAUGUCCUUUGGGAAAAGCUUGAUGAUUAUGUCUACUAUGUUCGUUCAACAGGCAAUAUUAUUGAAUUUAUAUUUGGAGUAGUGAUGUUUGGAAAUGGGGCUUACACUAUGAUGUUUGAGUCAGGAAGUAAAAUUCGGGCUUGUAUGAUGUGUUUACAUGCAUAUUUUAACAUCUACUUACAAGCAAAAAAUGGCUGGAAGACCUUCAUGAAUCGUAGGACUGCUGUUAAGAAAAUUAAUUCACUUCCUGAAAUAAAAGGGAGCCGCUUGCAAGAAAUAGAUGACGUAUGUGCAAUCUGCUAUCAUGAGUUUACAACAUCUGCUCGCAUCACACCAUGUAAUCAUUAUUUUCAUGCACUUUGCCUUCGGAAAUGGCUGUACAUCCAAGAUACUUGUCCAAUGUGCCAUCAGAAAGUGUACAUCGAAGAUGAUAUUAAGGAUAAUUCAAAUAUAUCUAACAACAAUGGAUUUAUUGCACCCAAUGAAAAUCCAGAGGAAGCUGUAAGAGAAGCUGCUGCUGAAUCUGACAGGGAAUUGAACGAAGAUGACAGUACAGAUUGUGAUGAUGAUGUUCAGAGAGAAAGAAAUGGAGUGAUUCAGCACACAGGCCCAGCAGCUGAAGAACUUGAUGAUACUGAUUAAAAUAGCAUUUACUAAUCAUUGAGGUUAUUUGUUUAAAAUUCAGUUCAUCCAAAAUGGAGUAAUAUGCUUCAAUGUGUAACCAAGCACAAAAACAGUAUCCAUGUUGAAUCUGUGAAUGGUUUUCCGUUUACUGUGAUGUGCUACUGUAAAUAUACCUCUUUAAUUACUUCUGGUCUCUUUGGUGACCUAUUUAAAUUUGUGUACAUUAUUGUACAUAGAAUAAAAUGUUUUCACAUUUUUAUGACAAAAUUUGAACAAAUAGCUUUUUAAUAGAUGUAAUGAUAAUACAGUGCGUCAACUGUGCCAAAGAUUCCUCAAUGAAAGCAUAUAAAAGUA
Ailuropoda melanoleuca (giant panda) is the source of this 2714-nucleotide messenger RNA. It is a transcript of the gene RNF139, whose product is annotated as ring finger protein 139. Bases 387 to 2378 code for a protein of 663 amino acids. Gene Ontology annotation, biological process: ERAD pathway; proteasome-mediated ubiquitin-dependent protein catabolic process. Gene Ontology annotation, cellular component: Derlin-1 retrotranslocation complex; endomembrane system. The record is from RefSeq and is a predicted model, not a curated record. The transcript is spliced from 2 exons. Lineage: Eukaryota; Metazoa; Chordata; Mammalia; Carnivora; Ursidae. Gene Ontology annotation, molecular function: zinc ion binding; ubiquitin protein ligase activity.